Drechmeria coniospora is the source of this 1542-nucleotide messenger RNA. RefSeq lists its product as uncharacterized. The coding region runs from base 1 to 1542 and encodes 513 amino acids. Gene Ontology annotation, cellular component: fungal-type vacuole; plasma membrane. The transcript has 5 exons. Lineage: Eukaryota; Fungi; Ascomycota; Sordariomycetes; Hypocreales; Ophiocordycipitaceae. The record is from RefSeq and is a predicted model, not a curated record.
AUGGUUCCCCAGCACCUCCGCCGGCCCGCUGUGCUGGCGGGCGAGGGGCGACGGGACGGCCGACGCAAAACGCCCAAGGUUUCGCUUGGCCACGUCGACGAUGGCCAAGAAAAAAAGAACAACGCGAGGACGAACAAACUCGAGGCGACGCCGAACGCGAUGGCACCCUCGCCGUGCGUGCUCCUGGGCAGCGUCCAAUCCUGUGCGACGGCCCUCGUCCUGCUGAUGGGCUCGCUCCUCGACAGCAACUCGCCGACCUCUUCUCAUCUCACCCUUCGGCUCCUGCGCUCUCCUCUCCAUCCCCGAUCGAAUCGCUGCCAUCGACGCUCGAGUCUCCGCCGAAUCCGAGGAAGCGUCAUGUCCUUUGCCAUCGGCGGGCUCGUCCCCUUCGGACCCGACGCCAACUGCACGCUGGACCUCUGCCCGCUCGAGUGGAGCAUCCUGGGCUACAGGCCCUCGACGGCGGCCAGCGCUACCGCCAUCGCCCUCUUCGCCCUCUCCCUCGCCGCCCACGCCUACCAGGGCGCCCGCGCUCGCACCUGGGGCUUCACGGCCGGCAUGGUCAGCGGCUGCAUCUUGGAAAUCAUCGGCUACGCGGGCCGCAUCCAUCUCUACGAAAAUCCAUUUGAUUUUGGCCAUUUUCUGUUGCAGAUUAGCAAGUCCUUUUCUAUUUUCGUUUCCUCCUCGUCCUCUGCUUCCUCGACGCCUCGUCGUUGUCCUCGCCUCGUCUUCACCGCAUCGUCGUUGUCCUCGCCUCGUCUUCGUCUCCGCCUCGUCCUCGUCCUGCCUCGACUUUGUCCUCGCCUCGUCCUUACUGACCUCCUUUCGUACUCGCCUCCGCUUCGUCCUCGCCUCCGCUUCGUCCUCGCCUCCUCCGUCCUCGCCUCCUCCGUCCUCGCCUCCUCCGUCCUCGCCUCCUCCGUCCUCGCUUCCUCUCGUCCUCGCAUCCUCUCGUCCUCGCCUCCUCUCGUCCUCACCUCCUCUCUAUGCAUCACCCUCGCGCCCGUCUUCUUCUGUGCCGCCAUCUACAUUCUGCUGUCCCAGCUCAUUCACGCCAUUGACGAAUCGAUAUCUCGCUUUGAUCCCAAGUUCAUCUACUGGGUCUUCAUCCCCUGCGACGUAGUCUCCCUCGUCCUUCAGGCCGUCGGCGGAUCGCUGUCGUGCGUGGCCGAGACGACGGAUGAGAUCCAGGUCGGCGUCAACAUUUCGCUGGCCGGCCUCGUCUUCCAAGUCUUCACCCUCGCCCUCUUCUGCAUCCUCUUUGCCGACUACCUGACCGCCUGCUGGCGCCACGCCGACGCGCGCCGGAAGCUGACGAGCCGCCUGGUCGUCUUCCUCGCCCUGCUCUUCACCGCCAUCCUCCUCAUCCUUCUCCGCUGCGCCUACCGCAUCGUCGAGCUGCACGAGGGCUACUUUAGCGACAUGUUUCGGGACGAGAUCUUCUUCAUCGCCCUCGAAUCGGGCGUCAUAUGCGUCACCGUUCUCGUCCUGAACAUCGGACACCCGGGAUUGGUCCUCAUCCACAACAGCAAGCAAGUCUGA